Molecule: messenger RNA, 2566 nt
Organism: Zonotrichia albicollis (white-throated sparrow)
Lineage: Eukaryota; Metazoa; Chordata; Aves; Passeriformes; Passerellidae
Source: RefSeq, a predicted model, not a curated record
CGUGAGCUGUGGAACCCGUGUGCCACCUCCAAGCGAUGCUGUCCCUGCACAGCUCCGCGUGUGCCGGUCCCUCUAGCGCCGGGGCUCUCGGCCCGGCCUUCCCUCCCCUUUAAACAGCGGCGAAAUGCCGGGCGUUAAUUUCGGUCAGGAAACAUCAUUUUCCCAAGAGAACCGCUUUCUUCCCGGGUGAAGAGGCACGAGAGGAGCUGCGCCCGCUGCCGCUGCGGGCACGGGGACAGUGACAGAGCCCAGGGGCCCAGCCAGCCCUGGCAUCCAAGAUGUCCUUGAAGGUGCAGACCAGCAACAUCACCAACAAGAAUGACCCCAAGUCCAUCAACUCGCGGGUGUUCAUCGGCAACCUGAACACGGCGGUGGUGAAGAAGUCGGAUGUGGAGACCAUCUUCUCCAAGUACGGCCGCGUGGUCGGCUGCUCCGUGCACAAGGGCUACGCCUUCGUGCAGUACACAUCAACAUGGCCGGGGAGCCCAAACCCAACAGACCCAAAGGGCUGAAGAGAGCAGCCUCUGCCUUGUACAGUGGCUACGACUUCGACUAUGACUAUUACAGAGACGACUUCUACGACAGGCCCGUCAAGCUGUUCGCCAGGUCGGCCAUCGCCAACAGCUCGGCCAAGAUCAAGUUGAAGAGCAGCGAGCUGCAGACAAUCAAAACGGAGCUGACACAGAUCAAAUCCAACAUCGACGCUCUCCUGGGCCGGCUGGAGCAGAUUGCUGAGGAGCAGAAGCUCUCUGCAGAGGCCCGCAAGAAGGUGGAGAGCAGCAAGAGCGAGGUGUCCCAGGAGGACACGGCCUCCGAGGCCGAGGCCACCGCGGAGGAGCCGCUCAACGGGGACGAGGGCGAGGAGGAAGGGCUGGCACGGGAGGAGUGUGAAGAUGAACUGGAGAACAGCCAUUACACAGACGUGGAGGAUGCCAGGCUACAGUAACCAGCUGUGAGCAACAGAGUGAGGAAAGCACGAGGCUGAACCCUGUCCUGGCACGUUGAGCAAGGCAAGCUGAAUGGAAGUGCUGCUGUCAUCUCUACCUGGCAUUCAAAGGAGAAACAUGGCCCGACAUCUUCCAUCCAUCUGUAAAGCAAAGGCAAAGAAAACUCAUCCUCCCAGCAGAUCCCCACCACCCCUGCCAUGGAUUUGGAGCUCUGCAGGCAGCAGAGGAGCUCUGCACAGCCCAGAGCCACCACAGAGAGCAGGAGUGUCCCCAGGCAGUGUUGUAGAGCUGCUUGCAGGAGGGCAGAGACAGCUCAGCCCAGCCCAAUAAAGACAUUUUCCUGUGUGAGGUGAGAGCCAGAGCAUUUCCUAACUGAGGGAAGAGCAGUGUCUCAGUCUGGACAGUUUGUGUUCUUGUGCUGAAGGUGCUGUUGAUCAGAGGCUGUGGUGGGAGCUGUCCUCCAGCUCAGCCACCUCCUGCCACUCUCUGUGCCCCCUGAGCUGCUGUGUGUCCACAGUCACCUCCCGGUGCAAAGGAGUCGCUGCUGGGGCAGCUGCUGUGCUCUGGGGAGCUGCUUGAGGAGGGAAGGGGAGAGGAAGCUGCAGGAAAUCAAGUGAUCCCAAGCAGGAGAGAGCAAGCAAACACCACCCUGAGUGCUUUGGUGUCCUCAUUCUCCACCGUGUCAGGGCUGAGCAACCCUCUGCAGAGUGAGGGGCGGGGAUGAGACCCUUUCCUUGGACCAGCUGCUCCUGGAAGGGAUGUGGAGCACCCACCUCCUACAGCCUGGAGCCAGUGACCCUCCCUGGCUGCCCACACCUCCUCCUGCGGCAGUCAGGGCACAUCAGGAGCGUGCUGUGACCCCUCUGCUCCUGCCUGAGCUCCAUAGUGACAGCGUGCCCGAGGCUGGGUCAGGGAAUGAAUGCCCUGGGCACUGUGGCUGUGCCUGUGCAGCACCUCCCCUGCUCCCAGCUCCCAGCUGCUGCUGUGCCCUGCCCCGUGCUGGGAGCAGAGGGCUCCUCCUGGGACCCCAGAGGCCUCAGCCAUUCUCUCCUCCUUUGUCCUUCCUGAGCUCCCGUUUUUCUUUCCUCUUUGUCCUUCCUGGGCUCCUCCCGUUUUCCCGGGGGCUGAACCUCACACAGCACUUUACCCCUCUCACCUGGUGUGUCCUGCCUGCCCCUUCCCCUCCAGAUCCCCCACACACAGCAGUGCUUGGAACCCAGAGCAGAGUCCACACCUUCCCCCUGGCCAGUCACAACACCUGGGGGGUCCUGAGUGCUCCAACCUCAUCCACAGCAUCUCUUGGAAGGGUGAAGGGGAAGCAGCUCCAGGGGUGACACUGCCCUGCCCCCGGGGCCAUCCUGGAGCACGCAUGGCUCUUGAAGCACAAAGUUUUCUUUGCAUUUCUUAGUUUGGGCUGCUUGAGGAGGGGUUGGAGGGAGCCCCGUGCUUGCCCUGCCCUGGCCCAGUUCCUGUGCAAGGUCUGCACUGAGUUGUCCUGAGCUGUUCUCCAGGCCUGGAGAGAUGAGCUGCAGGUUUGGCUGUGAACUGACUGUGCUGCUGCUGUUUGGGAGAGGUGACCUUGUACAUACAAUCCUGUAUAAUAAAAGAAAGAAAUCUAA